AUGGCGGCACUUUCGAUAUCAUCGCUGGCUUCCUUUUUCUCUGAUGAGCAGAAGUCCUUAACAAGAGGUGAAAAUCAUUAUCAGUCUAAUCACAUAGAAAGUUUUUCCUUCAGUGAUGGUGUCAUUCGUGGAGAAGUUCACGCUAGCAUGAAGAAAAAAGUGUAUAAAGUGACGGUAAGUGAUCGAUACUUUCAACCAUGUUGAUUCUUGUCGAUUCUAUCAACCAAAUGGCUUUUAUGCAUUUUGUGGCUUCACUCAGUCAUGUUGAUCGUUAUUAUAUCUAAUACAAAUAUUUAAAAGAAAGCUUAAUUCACGAUUUGGAGGCCUAAACGCAACCGACGGUACCUCGCUCUGUUUUUUAUGUUAAAAGGUAAUUUCGCCACGUUCCCCAUCAUGAAUUAAGCUUUAAUAUAUGAAAACUUACAAACGCCUUACAGUUCCCCAAAUAAUACCAGUUUUCUCCGCGAUUUUAGAUUUAUUUAGACGAAGAGAAGAACAUUAAAUCAACGGAUUGUGAGUGUCCGCGAGGGAUGUUUAGGUGUAGUCAUGCUGCCGCUUUGUUUAUACAUGGCCUAUACAACCUCAGUAGAACAGACAUUGAAUGCCAGUGGAAAAAGCGAAAAGCCACAAACUCGUUGCUGCCGUCAGUGCAAGAAAUGUUUCCUCCUGCAAAACCUGCAUACCGUGCUCUUUUAAGAGACCCAACUCGUGAAGAACGUAGUGAACUUUUCCAAAGGCUGAAAAACUAUGGUAAAUUUACUGGACUUUAUUGGCUCAUGAGCCCUGAACCACAGACUCAGUCUAAGUCCUUGCCAGUUGCUACAGUAGAAGAUGUUAUUUUCCAAGAGGAAUUUCUACUGUUGCAAGGCCUCCAAGAACAACGUCAGUAUUUUCUGAAUAAAGUCAGUGUUGAAUGGAAAACUAUUGAAGAUGUAAGCCGCCUUACUGCUGGACAAAGGGACAAUCCUUCUUGGCAAAUGAUCAGGAGGGGUCGACUGACAGCAAGUAACUUUGGUUCAGUUUUAAAUGCCAAGCGUGUUACCCCGUCCUUAAUCAAACGCCUUCUCGGUGAAUACGAUCUAUCAAGGGUGAAAGCUGUCCAGUAUGGGGUAUGCAAUGAAUCUGAAGCCAUUAACGCAUUCAGGCUCAAGACUGGCCUGGAUGUGGUGGAAACAGGUGUGUGGCUACACCAUUCUGGAGUCCUCGGUGCCUCUCCUGAUGGAUUGGUUGGAGAAGAUAGUGUUCUAGAGGCUAAGUGCCCCUAUACACACCGAGAUUUGACUAUUGAGGAAGCCAUUAAGACCAGCAACUUUUACCUUGAAAAGAAGGAUGGGGAAAUUGUGUUGAAACGUGACCAUGUUUACUGGCACCAAGUCCAGGGCCACUUAUUUCUCACCAAGAGAAAGAAGUGUUACUUUGUCGUCUGGACGUUGAAAGAUUUUGUAGUUCUUGAAAUUCAGCGGGAUGACUCUUGGGAGAUUAAGAUUGAAGAACUGAAAGAAUUUUAUUUGAAACACCUUUUCCCAAAAAUUAUUGAGGGAGAACUCUAA
This is a messenger RNA of Porites evermanni, 1550 nucleotides long. NCBI's taxonomy places the organism in Eukaryota, Metazoa, Cnidaria, Anthozoa, Scleractinia, Poritidae. The record is from the annotation of a GenBank genome assembly.